Molecule: messenger RNA, 3289 nt
Organism: Centruroides sculpturatus (bark scorpion)
Lineage: Eukaryota; Metazoa; Arthropoda; Arachnida; Scorpiones; Buthidae
Source: RefSeq, a predicted model, not a curated record
UUCGAAUUUCGAAGCAUCGUUCAAACACGGAGAUGAAUUUUUGUCUAAUUUUGCACUUAUACUAAAGCGUUCGAUUUUAGAGUAGUUCGAAAUAAGAGAUACCGCAGCUUAUCCUAUUUUUUGAACAAAGCGGAAAACAUUUUUGCAUACCUUAUCAAUCGAACGUUUAUACUUGCAUUCAUUCGAAGCUAAACCAUUAAAUCUUUGGCUGCCAAUGGCAUUUGAAAUAAAGUGGAGGGUCUGCAUAAUUCUAUUUAUUCUUCUCUCCUGCAUCCAAGGAAAACCGCCUCACAUUAUCUUUUAUUUAGUCGAUGACCUUGGAUGGAACGACGUAAGUUUUCACGGAUCUUUACAAAUACCGACUCCGAAUAUUGACGUUUUGGCUGCUAAUUCAAUACUCUUAGAUAAUUAUUACGUUCAACCCCUGUGCACCCCAUCAAGAGCUGCGUUACUUACUGGAAAACAUCCGAUACAUUUAGGUCUGCAGCAUCUUGUUAUUCGCACUGCUGAGCCAAGUGGAUUACCAUUGGAUGUGAAAACUUUACCUCAAUAUUUGAAAAAAUUCGGUUAUCGAAGUCACGGCGUUGGAAAGGCGUGUUGCAGAAUUACAACACGUGGCCCAAGUGAUCUUUUUCUGAUCGUGUUAUGUCGUCUUUUAUGCCCAUCGGGAACAAGGCGAAAAACAGUUUUGCAUACCUUAUCAAUCGAACGUUUAUACUUGCAUUCAUUCGAAGUUAAACCAUUAAACCUUUGGCUGCCAAUUGUAUUCGAAAUGAUGUGGAGGGUUUGCACAAUUCUAUUUAUUCAUCUUUCCUGCAUCCAAGGAAAACCGCCUAACAUUAUCUUUUAUUUAGUCGAUGACCUUGGAUGGAACGACGUAAGUUAUCACGGAUCUUUACAAAUACCGACUCCGAAUAUUGACGUUUUGGCUGCUAAUUCAAUACUCUUAGAUAAUUAUUACGUUCAACCCAUAUGCACCCCAUCAAGAGCUGCGUUACUUACUGGAAAACAUCCAAUACAUUUAGGUCUUCAGCAUCUUGUUAUUCUCACUGCUGAGCCAAGUGGAUUACCAUUGAAUGUGAAAACUUUACCUCAAUAUUUGAAAAAAUUUGGUUAUCGAAGUCACGGCGUUGGAAAGUGGCAUUUAGGGUUUUACAAAAAAGAAUAUUUUCCAACAAGAAGAGGAUUCGAUUCGUUUUUUGGGUUUUGGCCGGACGGAAUGGAUUAUUACGAAUAUACUACAUUUGAAACUUACGAAAAUUCUACUUUAAAGUAUGCCUGGGGAUAUUCCUUAAGAGAAAACGAAAGAGUCGCCAGAGAAUAUAAGGGAAUUUAUGCUACUCGUUUAUUCACAAAUCGAGCAAUCGAUAUUAUUAAAAAUCACGAAAAACAAAAGCCAUUAUUUCUGUAUCUAUCACCGAAUGCUGUGCACAGUGGAAACUCAUAUGAUCUAUUUCAAGCACCUCAAAGUGAAGUCUUCAAAUUUGAAUGUAUAGAAAACCCAGAUAGAAGAACUUUUGCAGCAAUGGUUUCAGAAUUAGAUAAGUCAGUUGGACGAGUUUUUAAGGCCUUGCAAGAUAAUUCUAUGUUAGAUAAUACAAUUUUUGUGAUUUCUACGGAUAAUGGUGGAGAAGCUGCUGGUUUAAGAGGUGGAGUUGGUUCGAAUUUUCCUUUAAGAGGAAAUAAAAUAACUUUAUGGGAAGGAGGAGUGAGAGGAGUUGGACUUGUAUGGAGUAAACUGUUCAAAUACAAUUUAAAUGCGUUUCAGUGGCAUUUAGGGUUUUACAAAAAAGAAUAUUUUCCAACAAGAAGAGGAUUCGAUUCGUUUUUUGGGUUUUGGCCGGACGGAAUGGAUUAUUACGAAUAUACUACAUUUGAAACUUACGAAAAUUCUACUUUAAAGUCUGCCUGGGGAUAUUCCUUAAGACAUAACGAAAGAGUAGCCAGAGAAUAUAAAGAAAUUUAUGCCACUCAUUUAUUCACAGAACGAGCAAUCGAUAUUAUUAAAAAUCACGAAAAACAAAAGCCAUUAUUUCUAUAUCUAGCACCGAAUGCUGUGCAUAGUGGAAACUCAUACAAUCUAUUUCAAGCACCUCAAAGUGAAGUCUUCAAAUUUCAAUGUAUAGAGAACCCAAAAAGAAGAACUUUUGCAGCAAUGGUUUCAGAAUUAGAUAAGUCAGUUGGACGAGUUUUUAAGGCCUUGCAACAUAAUUCUAUGUUAGAUAAUACAAUUUUUGUGAUUUCUACGGAUAAUGGUGGAGAAGCUGCUGGUUUAAGAGGUGGAGUUGGUUCGAAUUUUCCUUUAAGAGGAAAUAAAAUAACUUUAUGGGAAGGAGGAGUGAGAGGAGUUGGACUUGUAUGGAGUAAACUGUUCAAGCAACAACCGAGGAUCGAAAGGAACUUAAUUCACAUCACUGAUUGGUUACCGACAUUUUAUCAUGCUGCAGUUAUAUCAAACGAUCGGGCGGGGAGUGAAGAAAAGCAGCGCGAAACGUUUUACGACGCACGAAUUAGUAGCAGACUCCUAACGUCUCCUACAGAGAAAGCUGAAGCACUAAAAUGUGUCGUCACAACUUUCCAUCCCAAAUANUUUGUGAUUUCUACGGAUAAUGGUGGAGAAGCUGCUGGUUUAAGAGGUGGAGUUGGUUCGAAUUAUCCUUUAAGAGGAAAUAAAAUAACUUUAUGGGAAGGAGGAGUGAGAGGCGUUGGACUUGUAUGGAGUAAACUGUUUAAGCAACAACCGAAGAUCGAAAGGAACUUAAUUCACAUCACUGAUUGGUUACCGACAUUUUAUCAUGCUGCAGGUGGUGAUGUUAGACAUUUGACGGAUAUUUAUGGAAUAAAUCAAUGGGAGGUUUUAGCUCACGGCAAACCUACAUCUCGAGAAGAAAUUCUUCAUAAUAUAGAUCCAAUCGACGGUGCUUCAGCUCUUCGAUUCCGAAAUUACAAACUGGUAAAUGGAUCGAUUAAUGGAGAAUACAAUGCGUGGUACGGACCUUCCGGUAGAGACGAUGAUUAUUUCUCUUCCUGCUACAAAAAGUUACUUCGCUCCUCAUAUUCUUGGAAAGUUCUUAAAGAGGAAGGCUUACUCUACAAUACUGACAAGUUUUUCACCAGAUUGCCAGAUAACUGUUAUUCUGACUCGAAAAGGAAUAAUAGUAAUUGUGAUCCUAAUUCAGCCCCAUGCUUAUUUGAUAUAUUAAAAGAUCCUUGCGAACUGGAAAAUAUUGCGAACGAACAACCAAAGGUAAGAAAAAUUAUUUUAUAUAUCAUAAAAUUAAUUGAUUGA